Molecule: messenger RNA, 695 nt
Organism: Darwinula stevensoni
Lineage: Eukaryota; Metazoa; Arthropoda; Ostracoda; Podocopida; Darwinulidae
Source: the annotation of a GenBank genome assembly
AUGGACUCACCCGAUCUGAGUCGCCUAAGAAUCCUUAAAGGCAUCUUCAAGGAUGGAAAUACGUUGGUCAGCAUGGACACCUUCUUGGACAAGCUGUCGGAGAAGAGUCUCAUUUCAGUGUCGCAAGAAGUGAUGCUGAAAAAGGAGACGUAUUCCAAGCAGAUUGAUGAGACCUUCUACAUCCUCUUCCAGAAAAACCCCAGGCCGACCUACGAGAGUGUUGAGAAGAUCCUCAUAGAAAUGGGCCGAGAAGACAUCAUAGCGAAGCUCCAAGAUAAUUCAAAGAACCCAGUUCAAGCACUGAAGGAGCACUGUGACAAGAACGGCUGGAAAGUUGAAUAUUUUGAUGUCAAUGAAAGUGGACCAGCGCAUGAAAAGAAGUACCUCAUGAAGGUCGCUGUGAAUACGGUUUAUCAACCAGACGAGCCAAGCAAAAGCAAGAAGGAUGCAAAGGCUGCAGCCGCUUCCCUUUGCCUCAAGAACUUUGGACUCAUGUGAAACCUUGAAUGAUUGUUGUUGCAUUGCUCUUGCGUAAUUCAUAUUCGCAAUUUAUUAGUCGAAUUUUGAUUUUUUUUAAACAUAAUUUUGAUCUUCGAACAUAAUUAAUUUUGCAACUAGCAUGUCGGAGUCAGUCAUAAUAUCGCAAGUAUAUUAGUGAAGCCCACACUUAUUGGAGUAAUUACAAUCGAUGAACC